AUGAUUACUAUACUCAUCUCAUAUUUAUUGUUUGUUAAGAAGAUUGGACCACAACUUAUGAAGAAUAGACCGGCAUUUGUAUUACGGGAACCAAUGCUCGUCUAUAACUUAUUUAUGGUUGUCUUCAAUAUGUAUUUCUUUUAUGAAAUUGUCGGUCGAUGUGAUUAUGGACAGCGUUUCCUUAACUUUAAAUUUCCCGAUAGAAAUGAUUACUCGGAUAAUACAUUAAAUGAAAUACAUGUGGGGUUUCUGUGUUAUUUGACGCGAUUUCUUGACUUAUUCGACACUAUAUUCUUUGUGUUGCGUAAAAAGUAUAAUCAAAUAACAUUUCUUCACUUAUAUCACCACACAUUAGUGCCAUUAAUAGGAUGGAUGUGUUUAAAGCUCGCACCUCAAGCUCCAGUCAUCGGAUUAUUUCUCAUUUUUAAUACAUUUAUUCAUACAAUUAUGUAUUUAUAUUACGCUUUGGCGGCAUUUGGACCGCAUGUGCGGAAGUACUUGUGGUGGAAGCGAUACGUAACUCAAUUACAAUUAGUCCAGUUUGGGACCUGUUUUUGCUACGGUGUGGUCAUGGCUUUCCUACAGACAGGCUUUCCUCCCGGACUCUUCUGGUUUGACUUAUCAUAUAAAUGA
Messenger RNA from Oppia nitens, 633 nucleotides. RefSeq names its product elongation of very long chain fatty acids protein 7-like. Lineage: Eukaryota; Metazoa; Arthropoda; Arachnida; Sarcoptiformes; Oppiidae. Gene Ontology annotation, biological process: fatty acid elongation, saturated fatty acid; very long-chain fatty acid biosynthetic process; sphingolipid biosynthetic process. Gene Ontology annotation, cellular component: endoplasmic reticulum membrane. The transcript is spliced from 2 exons. The record is from RefSeq and is a predicted model, not a curated record. Gene Ontology annotation, molecular function: fatty acid elongase activity. The coding region runs from base 1 to 633 and encodes 210 amino acids.